AUGGAGUUCGCCGAGUACAUCUUACCCGAUCCGAUCGUGAUUCAGCUAGCGCGGGAGCAAGAAUCACUAGAUAACAUCAAACAGCACUACAAUAAGUACCGCAACCAGGACGAGAAAUAUCAAGCAAUUUCGAUCAUCUUUGGCGUGAUUACCAUCGGAUAUGCGAUCAUUUUCUGUCGUGAUGGUCAUUCGGUAGCGGUACUGUCCGGUGAUUUAACGGUGGAGCAAUGGUUUGCCGGUCUGAAUCGAUUCCGAGCCGGACUAAAGAAGGUAUUGAUUACAACGAACGUUUUGUCUUGGGGCAUCGCCAUCAACCUGGUGGGCAGUGAUCGAAGCAUGAUGAUUUGCAGAUCAUUCGAAAAACACUUCCAGAAAAAGAUUCAGCUGCUAGACGCGGAGUACUCGGACGUUAUUGAAAAGAUCGGAUCGUAG
Topomyia yanbarensis is the source of this 432-nucleotide messenger RNA. RefSeq names its product DEAD-box helicase Dbp80-like. The transcript has 3 exons. Lineage: Eukaryota; Metazoa; Arthropoda; Insecta; Diptera; Culicidae. The record is from RefSeq and is a predicted model, not a curated record. Bases 1 to 432 code for a protein of 143 amino acids.